Molecule: messenger RNA, 669 nt
Organism: Micropterus dolomieu (smallmouth bass)
Lineage: Eukaryota; Metazoa; Chordata; Actinopteri; Centrarchiformes; Centrarchidae
Exons: 6
Coding region: 1-669 (222 amino acids)
Source: RefSeq, a predicted model, not a curated record
AUGAACUGUGCUCAACCCAGCGUAGCAGCAAGGGGAGAAGAAUUGCCAGGACCCUCAGUUCCACAAUCGCUCUGCUACUCCUACAACCCUCGUACGAUCGGUCAUUCUUUCCUGCAUGGUGGGUUCAGCUUCUCGGGACUCAGUUUGCCUGUGGUGACCCUAUUGACUGGUGGGAGCAUCGACACUGCAGCAUCGGCUCUGACACUGGAGGACUGUCCUGAUAUUGACCAUCGUGAAACAAUUGUUUUGCUGAAGAAUGCUGAACUUACUGCAGAAGAAAACACCAAAGUGACUGAUCUUUGCCUGUCCUGGGAUCUUCCUUUUCCAACCUCCACCAAUCAUGUCUGGCUGUUCCAGGAACUGCUUUCACAUGCAGUACUUCACCGUGUUAAACAGCCAAUUAAACAAAUACGGAAAGGCCUUAAACAAACAGGAAUCUGGCCACUUCUUUCAGAUAGGCCAGAUGUCCACCCCUUAAUUUUCCCAAGGGAGCCAAGUGAGGAGUUUAACCCACAGACCGUGAUCCUGAGCAUUACCUGGCCACAACCCAACUUGGACAGCGACGAGGAUGAGUUGAAGCUCCCCAGCCACUACCAGACCUACAAGAUCUUUCACCAGGACUUGAUGAUGGCCCUCAGUUCCAUACAUUCUGGCUUUGGACUUGUGUAG